Molecule: messenger RNA, 3530 nt
Organism: Spinacia oleracea (spinach)
Lineage: Eukaryota; Viridiplantae; Streptophyta; Magnoliopsida; Caryophyllales; Amaranthaceae
Product: pentatricopeptide repeat-containing protein At2g01390
Exons: 5
Coding region: 285-2054 (589 amino acids)
Molecular function (GO): protein binding
Source: RefSeq, a predicted model, not a curated record
ACAUAAAUUCAUACUCCGUAAAUCUAUUUUUGGGCUCAAUUUUUUGGAAUCCCCGAUUUCCCUCUACACCUUCAACCACCAGCCAUAACACCGUCACCGCCAUUACGCGAACCACCGGCACUGUUCCAGACCGACCAUUUCCGUCGCCAUCAGCUUCCACCACAUGAGCUCGACCACCGCCACUGCUCAAUUCCACCACCACUCUCUCGGAUUAAUAUGAAGCUUGAUUUGUUUAGCACUGUAAUAGAUAUGAAACAUUGUUUUGGCAAAGUUGAUUGUCAUUGAUGUCCUUGCACUAUGCCUGUGGAGGAGCUCUCCAAAAAUUCAAGGCUUAUCGGCCUAUUUACGGUAAAUGGCGUUUUUGGAGUUGGAAAAUUUUCACUAGUAAUGUACAUUCCCUUCCUUCACAUAAGUAUAAACGUCCCUCUCGUCCACCUAACAGAAAGGUGAUCAGAACGGACAAACAAGUAGAUAAGAAAAUUGGAGAUCGAAAAGUAUAUAUGAGAGAUGUUAUUCGACAGAUUUCAAAUAUUUUGAGGUGUACCUCAUGGGUUUCUGCCCAAGAACAGCUACAGAAGCUUCAUAUCAAAUGGGACUCCUUUACAGUCAGUCAAGUUCUGAAAUCCCACCCACCAAUGGAGAAGGCUUGGUUGUUCUUUAAUUGGAUUUCGAAACAAAAGGGUUUCAAACAUGACCAGUUUACAUACACAACGAUGCUGGAUAUAUUUGGAGAGGCACGAAGAAUAAAUUCAAUGAUGUAUGUAUUUCAGCUUAUGCAGGAGAAAGGUAUAAAGAUUGAUGCCGUUACUUAUACAUCAAUGCUCCAUUGGCUUUCAAAUAGUGGUGACUUUGAUGGAGCAGUUAAGAUAUGGAAGGAGAUGAAAGUUGAGUGUUGUCAUCCAACUGUUGUUUCUUAUACAGCCUAUAUGAAGGUAUUAUUUGAUAAUAACAGGGCUGAAGAGGCCACUGCGAUCUACAAGGAGAUGCUUCAAUCUGGACUAAAACCUACGUGCCACACUUACACAAUCUUAAUGCAACAUCUUAUCAAUUCUGGGAAAUGCAAAUCAGCUCUUGAAGUUUUUAGGAAAAUGCAAGAGACUGGGGUACAACCUGACAAGGCUACAUGCAAUAUUUUGGUAGAGCAGUGUAGCAAAUCGGGGGAAGCAUGGACAAUCAUCCAAAUUCUUCUUUAUAUGAAGGAAAACUCCCUUGUUCUUCGUUACCCUAUAUAUCUCCAGGCAAAUGAAACCCUAAAAAUGGCUGGUGAGACUGAUUUCCUUCUUCGACAAGUUAAUCCUCAUAUCUGUAUCGAUAAUAUUGAAUCCGCGACAGAGGAAGAACCUGAAUCUGACAUGAAUUACAGCAUAGACAGAGGACUCCUGAUGGAACUUUUAAGAAAGAAAAAUUUGGUUGCCAUUGAUCACCUAUUUGCUGGAAUGGUACACCAGAAUAAGUUAUUAGCCCCUAACCUUGUCUCUAAAAUAAUUGAGGUAACUUGUACUCAUGGAAGGAUUGAAGCAGCUAUUUUGGUCUUGGACCGCUGUAAUAAUUUGGGCACGUACGUUGAAAAUGAAGCAUUUCUUUCGAUAUUGGGGAUUCUGAUUAGAACGAAAGAAUUUUCAAAGAUUUUGCCGAUAAUUGAGCAAAUGGUGAAGUCAGAUUUGUUUCCUGAACCACAAUUAGCUUCGUCUUUGAUAUACAGACUUGGUCAAGCCGGAGAGCUUGACACUGCUGUAAAGAUAUUCAGUUUAUUUCCUGAGGAGUUAAAGACUACUACAUUGUACACUGCUUUGGUUAAUGCCUGUUUCUCAGCUGAAAAUCCUGAUAAAGGAAUUGAAACAUUUAAGACCAUGAAAAGAAGAGGAAUUCAGGGUUGUUCAGCAACCUACAAUGUGCUCAUCAGAGGUCUUGAAUCAUGGGGAAGAUUUGACGAGGCAAAAUUCUUCCAGAAGGAGAAGAAAAAUCUGCAAAGGAAAGACGAUGUUCUAGAAGAAACACUUCUUGUGGAUGAAAAGUUCUGUGAUGUUUUAUUUGCUGGGUAUAUGGUGCCUUAACACAGUUUUAGAAUUGCUGCCAAAAAAAAAACAAAAAAACAAAACAAAACACAGUUUUAGAAUGGAAAAACAAACAUUCUUUCCUCAGGUGGUAGAAUUGUGGAAUGUUACAGUGAAUCCUAAAACGGUGACAUGCUUUCUUGGCACAUGAAUGAGUCUUGUGGCAAUUCCAGCCUCUUAUGUGCUAUGAUGUUUUCUUGCUUGCUGACUCGAGACCACUAAACCUAGUGUGUGGAACAAGCUUAUUCGCGGCGUGAUAUUACUUGGCAAUGUCCAAACAACCAAUGUUGGAAUGAACAGAUUUGGAACAGCUCCAUGAUUUUUAUUCAAUGGGUGAGUUGUGCCGUGUCUUGUCGUGUUUUUUCCAAAAAAAUGCGGCCAUGACCAGGCCGGCCGUGCUUUUUUCGUGCCUUUGCCGGGCCGGGCUUUUUCGUAUUCGGUCACGCCGACCCGGCCCACAACCAUCUUUAUGUGAACCUAGAAAAAGAUACACUCGACUACUUUCUUCGGUCGACACGGUUAUGACGUCGAUAUGAAUUCCUCGGACCCGACUGACGGGAUGUAGUACCACUAAAUGGGCACCUUAAACUGUAAGUAAAUCAGCAGCUGAAAGUUGGGGUCCUGAGUAGUUGGAUCUGAUUCUUGAGAACAAAUGCUGCUUAAAGUUGUGAAUGCAAUAAGGGGUUAAGUUAGGUCAGCAUGCAAUAUAGAAGGAAAGUUGCUGAUGCGGAAUUCUUUGGAAUGUAAUGUUUAAAGACAUUAUUAAUGGUGUUCAUUGAUUUGAUAAUGUGCGUCAUUCUUACUGUGCUUGGAGAAAAAUGUUCCAUGUUUUAGUACGUGUACUCCAUAUUGCCAUAUAGGAGUAUGAUGCAAGCGGGGGUGUCCCAUGCUUCUCUACAAUUUUGGCUUGUUUAUGGAAUAUAAUGCGAAUUUUAUGUCCGUUUCAUGGUAUUUAUGCUCUACGUAAGGAUGUCAUUGGUUCGGGCCAGGCCGAGGCAUGGCACGGCCUAACACGAGCACUAAGUCAUGAGCCGUUGAUUGGGAUUGGGCUGCAUUUUAUUGGGAAAAUACGACAAGGUAUGACCAGACACGACAAAACACGUUUGAUUGUAUUAGGCUUAGCUGCGAAGGCAUGACCUGACUCGGCAUAUAGCCAUAUAGGAGUAUGAUGCAAGCAGGUUGUCCCAUGCUUCUCUGCAAUUUUGGCUUGUUUAGGGAAUAUAAUGCGAAUUUUAUGUCCGUUUCAUGGUAUUUAUGCUCUACAUAAGGGUGUCAUUGGUCCGGGCUUGGCCGAGGCAUGGCACGUCCUAGCACGAGCACCAAUUCAUGAGUCGUUGAUUGGGAUUGGGCUGUAUUUUAUUGGGAAAAUACGACAAGGCAUGAUCAGACACGAUAAAACACGUUUGAUUGUGUAAAUUUAGGCUUAGGUGCGAAGUGUUAGAUUUCAACAUUCUUUUACUUGUAUUUGUCUUUAUA